Messenger RNA from Nematolebias whitei (Rio pearlfish), 1834 nucleotides. RefSeq names its product nephronectin. Bases 53 to 1834 code for a protein of 593 amino acids. The record is from RefSeq and is a predicted model, not a curated record. Gene Ontology annotation, molecular function: calcium ion binding. Gene Ontology annotation, cellular component: membrane. The transcript has 14 exons. NCBI's taxonomy places the organism in Eukaryota, Metazoa, Chordata, Actinopteri, Cyprinodontiformes, Rivulidae.
AACCCGAGGUCGGUUCUGAGCAGGACGGGCUCGGUUCGGAAACUUUAACAGGAUGCUGGUUCUGGUUCUGCUGUCCCGGUUCUGCCUGCUGACCCGGAGCCAGAGCUUGGACCAGGACAGCUGGAUGGACCGGGCUGCACUGUCCGAUGGUCUCUGUCGCUAUGGUAACGGCCAGGACUGCUGCUGGGGCUGGAGACGGACGGACCGAGGACAGUGUCAACCUCUCUGUCAGCAGGGAUGUAAACAUGGCAGCUGUGUCGGACCCGACAGAUGUGAAUGUCACCCGGGAUUCACGGGGAAGGCCUGUAACCAUGACCUGAACGAGUGCGGUCUGAAGCCUCGGCCCUGUAAGCACCGCUGCAUGAACACGCCGGGCAGCUUCAAGUGUUUCUGUCCAGACGGAUACGCUCUGCAGCCGGACGGCAGCUGCAGGAAUGUGAGGACCUGUUACCAUGCCAACUGUCAGUACGGCUGUGAGGUGAUGAAGGGCGAGGUACGAUGUACCUGUCCGUCUCCAGGGUUACGUCUGGGUCCAGACAGACGCUCCUGUGUCGACAUCAACGAGUGUUUGUUGGGUAGAGACGUGUGCUCCCAUCGCAGGAAGUGCAUCAACACGUUCGGCAGCUUCAUCUGUAAAUGUCACCUGGGCUUCAAGCUGACGUACAUCGACGGGCGGUACACCUGCAUCGAUAAGGACACUCGGCGGUUCUGCUCUCUCAGUCCAUCGUCUCCAAAGUGCAGAUGUAAAGACGGCAGCUGCAAAGUCAUCCCUAAAAUGACAUUAGAACCACUGAGACCCAGAACUACGAACCCCAUCACCACCACCGGUACCACCGCUCGCUCUACAGAGCCUCCAACUACAACCGCUGAGGUUACCGCGACAACCAUCACCGUGGCAACAACUUCCAUGGCUCCAUCCACUGUUGAUACGACCACAACUUCAACACAAACAACAACAACACUUACACCAACAACAGCAGCACAAACAACAACACCAGCACAAACAACAACACAAACAACACCAACAAUACCGGCACAAACAACAACAACACCUACAUCAACAAAAACACCAACAACACCUCCUACUGUAUCAGCCACAACUCUGGGUUCGACAUCAUCCACCCCUCCGCCGACAACAACAGAAUCGGACACAACUCCAACACCAUCUCCUGCUGUAACUACGGUUGCCAUGACGACCACGGUGCUUCCCACCACCUCGCUGGCAACGACCACGCUGAACAACAGGAUCAACAAGGACGUGACGCACAGACAGAGAGGAGACGUCCACAUACCUCGACACCCUGGAAACAACCAGGUGUGGGAGUUUGACAUCGAGCUGGGAAACACAGCCGACGACCUCGGAGAUGACCCUGAUCUGGAGGUUUUCCUCCGCUGCCGCUUCAAUCACGGAGUUUGUGACUGGAUCUCUGAUGGAGACGGAGAUCUGCUGUGGGAGACGGUCGAAACUGCUGCAGGUGAGCGCUACCUGUCCGUGCCUGAGCUGAAGACGGGCCAGAGGAGCGUCCGAGGCGCUCGACUGGCUGUCCCAAUCCUCCCCCCCUGGCGCCACGGCAACCUGUGUUUCUCCUUCUCCCAUUGGCUGACGGGGCAUCACGUGGGCGUGCUGCAGCUGUUCGUCAGGAGAACGGGUCGGAACCAAAGGUUUGGCUCCGCCCUCUGGAGCAGGACAGGUGGACACGGUUGGAGACAGACGCAGGUUACCUUGGCAGCACAUUCUGUGGACAGAGUGUUGUUGAAGGCCGAGCGGAGGGCAGGACGAAGAGGACAGGUGGCUGUUGAUGAUGUCACUCUGAGGCGGGGCACGUGUCGAUGA